ACUAUAAUUUUGUAUAUAUUUUUUUAUGAAAAUAAAAUUUAUUUCAGAAUUUUAGGCAUCAUGUUGGUCACAAAGAAGUUUUCAAAUAUUUUAACACCAAGGGCUAUCAAUUCGACUGUUAGAUUGUUCCAAGUUUGUGUGAUGGGAGGUGCGAGCGAGAUCGGGCAAGCCCUCAGUUUAAUGUUGCGCACCGAGCCGUCCGUCAGCAAGCUGGUCAUCCACGACACCUGGGAGACCGCGCCGGGCGUCGUCAUAGAGCUCUCGCACAUUCCCGCCAAGUCCACACUAAAAGGGUACUUAGGCGAAGCGACAAUGAAGCAAGCGCUAGGCAGUAGCGACUUGGUACUUUUAGUCGGAGGACUACUCAAGACUCCCGGCGUGUCCGGCAAAACAUGUCUGGACGCCAACACGGAAUUUGUAAAAACGGUGUCCUCACACAUCGGCAGACUGUCUAAAAUGCCGUUCGUGGGAGUCGUCGCGGAGCCGAUCAACUCGCUGGUGCCGAUGGCCGCGGAAUUGAUGAGAAAUAUAGGUACUUUCGAUAGCAGGAAACUGUUCGGCAUCACUACUAUAGAUUGGCUCAGAGCACAAACACUUUUUGGGACGCAUCACGGCAUGGCACCCGAGGACUGCUUCGUGCCCGUCAUCUGCGGGCAUUCGAAUAAAACCACCGUACCUCUCAUUUCGCAGUCCAGACCCGGAACGAAUAUGACAGAUGCGGAAAUACUAAAAUUUGUAAAUGAAUUGCAAAGGUACGAUGAGAUAGUGAGUGAAGCCAAGCACGGCAAGUCGCCGACGGUGUCGGUGGCGUACAGCGUGCUGCUGUUCGUGCGCGGCGCGCUGGCGGCGCUGGGCGGCCGGCGCGCGCAGCUGCACGCCUACGUCGAGAACAAUGACUUCGGCACAUCCUACUUCUCCGGUUUAGUGCAAGUCGAUUCCAACGGUGUGAAAGAGAUGACGAGAUAUACCAAUGAUAUCUCCCAAUACGAGUGUCAGAUACUAGAAGAAGCUCUGGAUCAAUUGAGGAAAGAUAUCGCUAUGGGAAAAAAAGUAUUAGAAGUGGAAUAAUAAAUCUAAACGUUAAUGUGUGAACACUAAAACUGAAUAUAAUUAUAAAUUGCUCAAGAUUUUGGCGCAAAGUUUAGCGGCUUGUACUAACGUUUUUAUUAGUGCGUGUGUGCUAGGCUUUUAUUUUAUACACCUAUGUACCUAACUCUACCUCUGUACACCUUUAAAUGUAUCUACUUUUCUAAUUAUAUAUUCACUGCGGAAAUAACAAUGUUUCAUUCAUGACUUUUUAAUUCCUAAGGCGCGGUGUAAGUAU
Molecule: messenger RNA, 1324 nt
Organism: Cydia pomonella (codling moth)
Lineage: Eukaryota; Metazoa; Arthropoda; Insecta; Lepidoptera; Tortricidae
Product: malate dehydrogenase-like
Exons: 1
Coding region: 61-1068 (335 amino acids)
Cellular component (GO): cytoplasm
Molecular function (GO): L-malate dehydrogenase (NAD+) activity
Source: RefSeq, a predicted model, not a curated record